This is a messenger RNA of Gopherus evgoodei (Goodes thornscrub tortoise), 3382 nucleotides long. RefSeq names its product potassium voltage-gated channel subfamily A regulatory beta subunit 3 (gene KCNAB3). The record is from RefSeq and is a predicted model, not a curated record. NCBI's taxonomy places the organism in Eukaryota, Metazoa, Chordata, Testudines, Testudinidae. Gene Ontology annotation, molecular function: transmembrane transporter binding; voltage-gated potassium channel activity; potassium channel regulator activity. The coding region runs from base 1047 to 3293 and encodes 748 amino acids. The transcript is spliced from 16 exons. Gene Ontology annotation, biological process: potassium ion transport; regulation of potassium ion transmembrane transport. Gene Ontology annotation, cellular component: voltage-gated potassium channel complex; membrane; cytoplasm.
GCCGGGGGGGGGAACCCAGGAGUCCUGGCUCGCAGCCCCCCUGCUCUACCCACCUGACCCUACUCCCCUCCCAGACACCACAGGGCGAUCUGGCCCCCCACGCACACUGUGUAAGGGCCCUUUCCCCUCCCCCGCCGGCAGAUGCCCCUUCUCCCCUGCACCCCAUUCCUGGCUCUGAGCCAACCCCAGCUGCUGGCCGCCUGUUCCCUUAAGCAGCUUAGCUAAUCUGGUCACUCCGGGAAGCUGCUGUCAUGGUGAUAUGGGGGGGGGGGGCUGUGCUUAGAAAAGGAGGGAGUCUGCCUAGAUGGGGAGUCCCUGGGUGUGUGACCCCCUCCAAAAAGUCACUGACCUGUGAAAAUGAGGAAUCCCUUGUGAAAAAUCAUUGGUCUUGUGAAAAUCUCUGGCCUCCUGUGAGACGCAGGGACUGCAUGUGAGAAAUCAUUGUGAAAAUCUCUGACUUCUUGCGAGAUUCAGGGACCACUCAUGAAAACCACUAGCCUCUUGUGAAAAUCUCCGGGUUCUUGUGAGAAUCAGUGACCACUUGUGAAAAUCAUCGGCCUCUUGUGAAAAUCCAGGACUCCUUGUGAAAAAUUGUCAGUCUCUUGUGAAAAUCUCAGGCCUCUUACAAGAAUCACAGAUUUCUGCUGAGAAGCGGGGACCGCUCGUGAAAACCACAGGCCUCUUGGGAAAAUACCCAGGCCCUUGUGAGAACCAGUCCUUGUGAGAACACGGCUGAUGAGAACCCACUGCCUGGGGGAAGGACACUGUGGUCCCUGUCCGUCUGUGCCCCCUACAUCAGGGGCAGGGUGGGUGGGUUACAGACUUGCCCAGGCUGGGAGAGGGGCAUUGGGCAGACCAGUUCACAUGCCUGGGGUGGGCAGCAGCUGGGGGCACGAGGUGGGGAGGAGCAGUGCCUGUGGAGUAGGUGGGGAGAGGAGAUCACCCUGCCUCUGCCUGGGGUCCCCCUGUUGUGGGGGUUCACCAAGGGAGCGGCUCUCCAGGGGGGCAUAAGGGCAUGGGGUAAGUGCCCCUGGGGGGAGGGGGGCAUGGUUAAUGAGCUGCAGAAAGAGAGGGGACUGGGGACGGGUCACAGGGGGGAUGGGGAGGGGGCAGAUGGCAGGAGAGGUGAGAGGUUCACAGUAUGGCAGCUGCCCAGCCCCCGGCUAAGCCGGCUCCACGUGGCUCCAGGGGGAGGGGAGAGUGUCCCGGCGCCAGGAGCGCAGGGCGCACGGAGGAGAAGGCGCACCGAGAUCAGGGCGCACGGGGGACAAGGCUCAGGGCGCACGGAGGAGAAGGCACCGAGAUCAGGGCGCACGGGGGACAAGGCGCAGGGCGCACGGAGGAGAAGGCGCACCGAGAUCAGGGCGCACGGGGGACAAGGCGCAGGGCGCACGGAGGAGAAGGCUCAGGGCGCACGGAGGAGAAGGCGCACCGAGAUCAGGGCGAACGGAGGAGAAGGCGCACCAAGAUCAGGGCGCACGGGGGACAAGGCACAGGGCGCACGGAGGAGAAGGCGCACCGAGGUCAGGGCACAGGGGCACGGAGGAGAAGGCGCACCGAGAUCAGGGCGCACGGGGGACAAGCCACAGAGGCACGGAGGAGAAGGCGCACCGAGAUCAGGGCGCACGGGGGACAAGGCGCAGAGGCACGGAGGAGAAGGCGCACCGAGAUCAGGGCGCACGGGGGACAAGGCGCAGGGCGCACGGAGGAGAAAGCGCACCGAGAUCAGGGCGCACGGAGGAGAAAGCGCACCGAGAUCAGGGUGCAGGGCGCACGGAGGAGAAGGCGCACCGAGAUCAGGGUGCAGGGCGCACGGAGGAGAAGGCGCACCGAGAUCAGGGCGCACGGGGGACAAGGCGCAGGGCGCACGGAGGAGAAAGCGCACCGAGAUCAGGGUGCAGGGCGCACGGAGGAGAAGGCGCACCGAGAUCAGGGCGCAAGGAGGACAAGGCGCAGCGCGCACCGAGGCCAUGUUCGCCAGCUCCUCGCGGGGGGUCCCGGGCCCGGCGGGGCGCGGCGCAGUGGGGGCCAAGCUGAGCCUGGACGAGCUGUACGGGCUGCCGACCGCCAAGAAGGGCAAAGGCGGGCGGGGCGAGGCCGGGCGGUGGCGCAGCCAGGGGAGCGCGGCGGGCCGGGACUCGGCUCUCACCCCGGGGCAGCUGCUGGAGGCGGCGCGGCGGCUGCUGGAGCGCAGGCGGCUGGAGAGCUACCUGCUGGAGGCGGGGCUGCCGGCCGAGGAGCUGCAGAGCACCCGCACCGCCAUGGGCUACAGAAAUCUGGGGAAAUCCGGGCUCCGUGUGUCCUGCCUCGGGCUUGGCACCUGGGUGACGUUUGGCUCCCAGAUCUCAGACGAGACUGCAGAGAACGUGAUGACCAUCGCCUACGAGAACGGGGUCAACCUCUUCGACACGGCUGAGGUCUACGCCGCCGGCAAGGCAGAAAAAACUCUGGGCAACAUCCUGCGAAGCAAAGGCUGGAGGCGAUCCAGCUACGUUGUCACCACCAAGAUCUACUGGGGUGGCCAGGCGGAGACGGAGCGGGGCCUCUCCCGGAAGCACAUCAUUGAGGGGCUAAGGGGGUCGCUGGAGCGGCUGCAGCUGGGCUACGUCGAUAUCGUCUUUGCCAACCGCAUGGACGUCAACAGCCCCAUGGAAGAGUAUGACCCCAAUUUCCGCCUACUGCUACUGGAAGAGAUCGUGCGGGCCAUGACUUACGUCAUCAACCAGGGCAUGGCCAUGUACUGGGGCACCUCGCGCUGGAGCGCCAUGGAGAUCAUGGAGGCGUAUUCGGUGGCCCGGCAGUUCAACCUCGUGCCGCCGGUGUGCGAACAGGCGGAGUACCACAUGUUUCAGCGUGACAAGGUGGAGUCACAACUCCCUGAGCUCUACCACAAGAUCGGUGUGGGUGCCGUGACCUGGUCCCCCCUGGCCUGCGGCCUCAUCACUGGCAAAUAUGAGGAACGGGUCCCCGAGAACUGCCGGGCCGCCAUCAAGGGCUACCAGUGGCUGAAGGAGAAGCUGCAGAGCGACGACGGGCGGAAGCAACAGGCCAAGAUCAAGGAGCUGCAGCCCAUCGCCGAGCGUCUGGGCUGCACCGUGGCCCAGCUGGCGAUCGCCUGGUGCCUGCGCUCUGAGGGCGUCAGCUCCGUCUUGCUCGGGGUGUCCAGCACCGAACAGCUGAUCGAGAACCUGGGAGCCAUCCAUGUGCUGGCCCAGCUGACCCCGCCCGUCAUUCAGGAAAUCGACGCCCUCCUUGGCAACAAGCCCAAUACGAAAAAAGAGUCCCGGGCGUAGGGACACAUCGGCGCCCGGGACUGUGCACGCCCUUGUCCCACCGGACUGCGUAUCCCUCCGCUCGGCUCUCUGCACUGCCUGGGCGGAGG